AUGUUCAUCCUAAAGCAUUCUGGUAAAGUGGAUUAUAGUAUCGUUCUGUUGCCAAGAAGGCAGGAAGACAAGAAGGCAAGAAGACAAGAAGGUAAGAAGGCAAGAAGAUCAGAAGGCAAGAAGAACAAGAAGGCAAGAAGACAAAAAGGCAAGAAGACAAGAAGGCAAGAAGGCAAGAAGGCAAAAAGGCAAGAAGACAAAAAGGCAAGAAGACAAGAAGGCAAAAAGACAAGAAGACAAGAAGGCAAGAAAACAAGAAGGCAAAAAGGCAAGAAGACAAAAAGGCAAGAAGACAAGAAGGCAAGAAGGCAAAAAGGCAAGAAGACAAGAAGGCAAGAAGACAAGAAGACAAAAAGGCAAGAAGACAAAAAGGCAAGAAGACAAAAAGGCAAGAAGUUAUAUGUUUGCCUGUUCUUUUGUGAAAGCUGUGUUACCUGGUUUGGUGUCAACAAGUUCAAAGAUGUGUUACUUACUUAA
Messenger RNA from Mercenaria mercenaria, 477 nucleotides. RefSeq lists its product as uncharacterized. The record is from RefSeq and is a predicted model, not a curated record. The coding region runs from base 1 to 477 and encodes 158 amino acids. NCBI's taxonomy places the organism in Eukaryota, Metazoa, Mollusca, Bivalvia, Venerida, Veneridae. The transcript is spliced from 2 exons.